ACUACAACGAAAAUAUUGUUUAAAAGAUACCAGUGCAUAAUGGUGAUUCCGAUGAAUAUCAAGCGUUGUACCAAAUGCAUCAAUACUUGUACUUUUGACGUGCAAAGCAAAGAUAACCAACAAGAUUUUGUGUCUUGAAUCUUACUGUCCGACUAUUCCAAAUCCCCGCUCCUCCCUUACCACCAUCGCCGGCCAGCUUCCACCACCGCCAUAUCCUCCGGCAACCCAUCUGAAUGUCUUCCACUCUGCUUCCAUUCAAAGCUCACCACCUCUCUCACUCCCUUCACCCCCAAUUCCGGAAACACUCCUUCGUAUCGUUACCUCCGCCACCGCCUCUGUUCCCACCCAGAGGUCCAAAGCUUUUGCACAGAAAUGGCGUUUUGGCACGUGCAGAAGAUAAAGCACGUGACGGAGGAGGAAACCCAUCAUCGAUUCAACAACAGCCGAAACCCAAUUCAGAUAAGCAGUUUCAGGAUGUAGCAUCAUCGGGAUCUUGUGAUCCUUUAUGUUCAGUCGAUGAAACAAGUUCUCAAGAAUACGAAGCUACUUACCAGCCAAAAACCGAUUUAUUAAAAGCUCUUGCAGUAUUCGGAGCAGCUGCCACAGGAGCAGUCGCCAUUAAUCAUUCAUGGGUCGCUGAAAACCAGGAUCUUGCAAUGGCGUUGUUGUUUGGAUUAGGGUACGCUGGCAUAAUCUUUGAAGAAUCACUCGCUUUUAAUAAAAGUGGAGUUGGUUUACUAAUGGCAGUUAGCUUGUGGGUCAUUCGAAGCAUUGGAGCCCCUUCAACUGACAUAGCUGUAGCAGAAUUAUCACACGCAUCAGCAGAACCUCGUUCCCUUCUUUGGGUGGUUGGUUUUGUAACGUUUUUUCUAAGUUCAAUCCUUGACAAUCUCACAUCUACAAUAGUCAUGGUUUCGUUAUUGAGGAAACUUGUACCUCCAUCAGAAUACCGAAAGUUACUUGGUGCUGUAGUUGUGAUAGCAGCAAAUGCAGGUGGAGCAUGGACUCCAAUUGGUGAUGUAACAACUACUAUGCUAUGGAUACAUGGCCAAAUAUCUACAUUGCCUACAAUAAAGAGUUUAUUUUUCCCUAGUGUGGUUUCUCUCGCAGUGCCUUUGGCUCUCAUGUCCUUCUCCAGUGAAGUUAAUGGCAAGGGGCAAAAUACGGACGAUGUUUUAGCUUCGGAACAAAUGGCGCCACGUGGGCAACUUGUUUUUGCAGUUGGAAUUGGGGCAUUAGUGUUUGUUCCUGUGUUCAAGGCUUUAACUGGUUUACCUCCUUAUUUGGGUAUGUUAUUUGGGCUUGGAGUUCUUUGGAUUCUAACUGAUGCUAUACACUAUGGUGAAUCUGAAAGGCAACGGUUAAAAGUACCUCAAGCUUUAUCGCGCAUUGAUACUCAAGGAGCUCUUUUCUUCCUUGGGAUCCUUUUGUCUGUUAGCAGUCUGGAGGCGGCGGGGCUUCUUAGGGAAAUCGCAAAUUACCUUGAUGCCCAUAUUUCAAGCAGCGAGUUGAUUGCAAGCGCAAUAGGGGUAGUUUCGGCAAUUAUAGACAAUGUUCCACUUGUGGCUGCGGCAAUGGGGAUGUACGACCUUUCCUCGUACCCGCAGGAUUCCCAAUUUUGGCAGUUGGUCGCAUUUUGCGCGGGCACUGGUGGGUCCAUGCUUGUUAUCGGGUCGGCUGCUGGUGUUGCUUUAAUGGGAAUGGAAAAGAUCGACUUUUUUUGGUAUCUAAGAAAGGCAAGUGGAUUUGCUUUUGCGGGAUAUGCUGCGGGGAUUGCUGCAUAUUUAGCAUCUCAGAAUUUACAUUUUUCUCCAACGGUUGUUGCUAGUUUGCCAUUUGUCUCGGGUUCAUGAAGUGUUGUGGUUAAGAUUUAAAAUGAGAAAGCCGGUUUUGGUGAGCAAUUGAGAAUGUAAAGAAUGUGGUGAUCAAUGGUAUAUUGUGAUUGUUGUGUUAAAAGAUGUUAGAUGGAAAUUUGAGGUUGUAAUAAUGUUAGUGAGACCAAUGUCUAUAUUUUUGUCUUUGUUACUUGUCACAUUAUACCCAAAAUGUAAACAAAUAGUAUGGAAUGAGACAGGGUAAUGGAAUAAGUCGUUACAUUCUAUAGUUAUAGUCAUGUUUGGUUGAUUUGUUAGAAUGGAAUGUAGUUUAUUGGAUUAUUUUUAUAUAUGUAAUUGCUAAUAUAUGAUUGCAACUCUAUUCUAUGCAUUAUUUUAGAGGC
Molecule: messenger RNA, 2218 nt
Organism: Lactuca saligna
Lineage: Eukaryota; Viridiplantae; Streptophyta; Magnoliopsida; Asterales; Asteraceae
Source: the annotation of a GenBank genome assembly